Messenger RNA from Rattus norvegicus (Norway rat), 2243 nucleotides. The record is from RefSeq and is a predicted model, not a curated record. NCBI's taxonomy places the organism in Eukaryota, Metazoa, Chordata, Mammalia, Rodentia, Muridae.
UUCUGUUCUGGUAAGUACUUAGAAACUGCUUUUAAAAUAAAAUUAAAAAGAAUAAACUUCUCACUCGUGCCAGUAGGGUUUUGUUAACACAGCUCACUGUCCACGGCUGCUUGGUACGUCAGUCAGUACCUAUAAAAUGUGACCCUCUGCAAUCCAGGUUCACAGAAGGCCCGAGCAAAGGUGGGAGGAAACAGGAGAGCAAAGAGAAACAGGGAGUGGCGACUUUUAACAUCUAAGAAGUAGCAAGUUUGGCUCUGCUCUGAGAGAACAGAGAGAGCCUGGACUGGAUGGAGAGACAGGAUGGGAGAGGGGGAGGGUCUGACUAUCACAUCUCACAUUGUCCACUGAGUGGUUAGCAUUUCAAGCCCCUGUUAGGAUGACAUGUGCCCCCCCCACCCCUCCCUUGGAGCCCUCUAUCAGGGAGGGAAAGCAGCCCACAGCUGGCAGCCAUGACUCCCAUUUUACACAAGGGAGCAGAAAGGGGCAAGAACUUCCAUGACUUCAAUCCAAGAGAGGGGAACCAUGUCUUACUGUUCAUAUGAAGACAGGCUGUGAAUCUGACCAUAACCAGGAAGCCCCGAAGAUGGCACCUGGAUCUCGUCUGACCUCCCCUUGAGUCCUUGGUACUUUAAACUGAUUUGUGGGGUAGAUAUGGGGAGGUGGGGACAAGAACACGUGGAAAAGCUGGGAGGAAUGAGAAGGUACACCCCGUGUGGGAGACUGCUGCUUUGGAAGCAUGAGAGAAACUGGAGGGGGAUAGCAUCCCUGGUGGGACCUUACCUCAUGGCCCUACAUGAGGGCAACAUGGGCCAAGGCCAGAGGAUCUGCACUUCUCUCUACAUUUGUGGGACAGUCAAUCACAAACCCCAGAAACCCAGUUACAGAGAGAGACAGACAGACAGACAGACAGACAGACAGACACCUUGUAUGGAGCAUCCACCAGUUCAAAGAGCACCUGGCUGGGGGCCUUGGGACUCUGCACUCAGUUGCCUACAGCACAAAUGGUCCAAGGCUGUGUCGCUGCCUCCAUUUUGGUCAGGGGCCUGAGCACCCAGCCUCGCUAGGCUGCUUUGCUCUCUUCCUCUAAAUAUGAGCAGAGGUCUCCCUGACCAAGGACAUUUAAUGAUCCAUCCAUGAUCUCAAGGUUCUAAAAACAUGCUAUCAGUCUGUUUGUCUGUGCCCCGUCUCGGGGCUUUACUUUCCACUUUUCAUUUGGUUUUUGUUAUGAGAAAUCUUGGGGAUUGAACGCAGAGCCUCAGGCAUGUUGGGCAGAUUCUCUACCACUGACCCACAUUCCCUAACCGUGUAUCUGGAUGUUAAGGAGUUCAAAACACAAGAAAGUGAGGAGGACUUUUUCAUUUACAUCAGCAAGCAAAAUAUAUUACUCCCUAGCCCCAAAGGGAAGAUUCAUUUACUGGGGAAGGUUGUGUGAUUUUUUUUAAAGAUUUAUUUAUUUUAUUCAUAUGAGUUCAUUAUAAUGUCUUCAGACACACCAGAAGAGGGCAUCAGAUCCCAUUACAGAUGGUUGUGAGCCACCAUGUGGUUGGUAGGAAUUGAACUCAGGACCUCUGGAAGAGCAGUCGGUGCUCUUAACUGCUGAGCCAUCUCUCCAGCCCCAGGCUAUGUGAUUUCUAACAUUAAUUUUGUUAUUGGCUGACAAGAUGGGUUAGUAACUGCCAGGGCAGUCAUCUUCCAGUAACUCGACAAAAAGACAAACACAAAGGGAAAGAGGAGAGGUACUCGGUAUAUGUUCUCUAGGCCUUUUAGGAAACAUGGAGUCGUUCCUUUGGCCACACACAUGCAAACCUACAAGAAGGGUGAUAUUGUAGACAUCAAGGGAAUGGGCACUGUUCAAAAAAGAAUGCCCCUUAAGUGUUACCAUGGCAAAACUGGAAAAGUCUGCAAUGUCACCCAGCAUGCCGCGGGCAUCAUUGUAAACAAGCAAGUUAAAGGCAAGAUUCUGGCCAAGAGGAUCAAUGUGCGGACUGAGCACAUCAAGCACUCAAAGAGCAGAGACGGCUUCCUGAAGCGGGUGAAGGAGAACGAUCAGAAGGAAAAGGAAGCCAAAGAGAAGGGCACCUGGGUUCCGCUGAAGCGCCAGCCUGCGCCACCCAGAGAAGCCCACUUUGUGAGGACUAACGGGAAGGAGUCUGAGCUGCUGGAGCCCAUGCCAUACAAAUUCAUGGCCUAAUAUACACAAAGGAAAUAAAGGACCCUGACUGCAAAAAAAAAAAAAAAAAAAA